AUGAAAUGGAAACAAGAAUUUGGUGCUGUUAAUGCGAAUUACAUUAUUUCAGAUGAAAAUUCUAAUUCUCAGCUAGAUUUCUCAGGAGUGAUUAUUGAGACUGAUCAUGAAGAAUUUUCACGUUUCUACGAUCUUUCAGUUUCUGUUUCCGAAAGUUUAGAUUUUAGUUUAAUUGACUCUGCGGAUUUAAGCCCCAACCUGUCUAAACCUAUAACUGAUUUAAUUGAUGCAUUAAAGUCAUCAAUAUUAGGAAUCGAUAACCUUAGAAAUGAUUUGAUGGAUGUAAUAUUAGAUUCCGAAAUGCGUACUUCCCCGCAAUUAUUGAUUACUCCCGCACGGUUCAAAGAAUCAGCUGCCUUAAUUGCGAAAACAUUUCCGACAGAGUCUGAAUAUUCGUACUACGUGCCAUAUCGUUACGACUCUGUCAUUAAGACUAAACUUUUGACAAAAGGCAAAUUAUUUACCAGAUAUAAUAACGUAUAUCGAUCACGCAUUCUUUCAAGUGGAGUAACUGACGAUGAAUUUCAAGAAAAAGACAACGGGUUAAAGGAAAACAUUGACCCUUGGACAAAAGUAAUCAAAUUUUGGUCUGAUACGUCGAAAAGGAGAAUUUAUAAUUUGAUUUCAGACACUUCAAUAACUACUUAUAUCAAUUCAUAUCCAGUGUUAAAGCAUAAUGAUAUUGACUUCAAAACUCUUUACGCGGAUAAGACGAAUAAUUUGAUUGAAGGAUUCGACUUACUUUCCAAACAAUUAAUUGGACUCUGUGAGAAGAAAAAAAGAAAGCCCGAAAGCACCUAA
Cotesia congregata is the source of this 801-nucleotide messenger RNA. Lineage: Eukaryota; Metazoa; Arthropoda; Insecta; Hymenoptera; Braconidae. The record is from the annotation of a GenBank genome assembly.